This is a messenger RNA of Alternaria postmessia, 1119 nucleotides long. It is a transcript of the gene XYN30A, whose product is annotated as GH30 xylanase. The transcript has 3 exons. Gene Ontology annotation, molecular function: glucosylceramidase activity. Gene Ontology annotation, biological process: sphingolipid metabolic process. The record is from RefSeq and is a predicted model, not a curated record. Lineage: Eukaryota; Fungi; Ascomycota; Dothideomycetes; Pleosporales; Pleosporaceae. The coding region runs from base 1 to 1119 and encodes 372 amino acids.
AUGGCAUUUUCCAUCUACAUCGUCCUUGCGCUCGCGACCUUCGCGAGUACAUUUUCAACUCUUCACCCCCGCCAAUCUUCAACCGUAACCGUCGACCCAGCCAAAAUCUACCAGACCAUAGAUGGCUUCGGUAUAUCUGAGACCUUCCAACGCGCAAACCAAAUACAUGCCCUCUCGCCCUCACUUCAGCGUUACGCCCUAGAUCUGCUCUUUAACCGUACUUCAGGCGCCGGCUUUUCUAUCCUUCGUAAUGGUAUUGGUUCAUCUCCGGACUCUAGUAGCGACCACAUGGUUUCCAUUCAACCCAAGAACCCCGGUGGUCCAAACGCAGUGCCGAAAUAUGUAUGGGAUGGUAAUGAUAACAGCCAAGUUUGGGUCAGUACGGAGGCAGUGAAGACGUACGGUGUGGAUACUGUAUAUGCAAACGCAUGGUCAGCACCAGGCUAUAUGAAAACGAACAACAAUGAUGCGAAUGGAGGAUCACUCUGUGGAGUAUCUGCAGCUAGUUGUUCGAGUGGAGACUGGAAACAAGCAUACGCAAACUACCUGGCACAGUACAUCGUUUACUAUAAGGAUAUCGGUGUAAACAUCACGCAUCUGGGAUUCCUGAACGAACCUGAUCUUACGACAAGUUAUGCCAGUAUGAGAAGCAACGGACAACAGGCCGCAGACUUCAUCAAAGUGCUCAGGCCGACGCUCGACAAAGCAAAUCUUACGAGUGUCAAGAUUACUUGCUGUGAUGCUGAGGGGUGGAGUAGUCAGCAGGGUAUGAUGGGUGCUCUGAAUGGCGUGAGUAGUAUGUUAGGUACGAUUACUGCGCAUUCCUACACAUCUCAACCUAACAGCCCAAUAAAUACCCCGCACAAUGUCUGGCAAACAGAGAAUGCGGAUCUUCAAGGCCCUUGGGCAACAGCAUUUUACAGUAACAACGGCGCAGGCGAAGGACUGAGCUGGGCGAACAAAAUUCAUACUGCUCUUACAACUGCCAACGCCUCAGCAUACUUAUACUGGAUCGGUGUCCAAGGCGGAGCAAAAAACAGCAAGCUCAUUCGCAUCUCCGAUGAUAAGAAGCGCGGCGAGGAUAGGCGCGAGUGGCGGUCCGAGUGGAAGUCGAGUUAG